AUGUCCCUAAAAGAUCUGAAAAUCAAAACAAACAUUGUCAAACGUAUCCAUUCCGAAUCGAAAUCGUAUGCGACCGAGCUGGAAUAUCAGCAAAAACGAAUUGACAAAUUUAUUGAAGAGAAUAGGGACGAAUAUGACAUUAAAAAACAAAAGGAAGUAUUAGAGGAAACACUAAAGAUGAUCCCUGACUGUAAGAACAGGUUGCAAAAAGCAUACCAAGAGUUACAAAAUCUUGUGAAUAUAAACAAUCCAUCAUGGGAGGGUACUGAUGAAUUAGCAAAAGCAAAGGAGACACUGGAGACUGUCAAAUUUUAG
Molecule: messenger RNA, 315 nt
Organism: Paraglomus brasilianum
Lineage: Eukaryota; Fungi; Glomeromycota; Glomeromycetes; Paraglomerales; Paraglomeraceae
Source: the annotation of a GenBank genome assembly